UUUCCAUAGCCGACUACUUUUGUAUAAAUUUAAUAUACCUAUAUCACUGUAUUUGAGUCGAUAACUCUUUUUUCUUCUCAGAUAUUAACAGUUUUCUCUACCUUAGUUUUUCUUCUUCUCUUAUUGAUUGUUGGCUAGUUUAGAAAAUGGUUGUACAUACGACUGAUCGUUUAAGUAAAUUACGUGCUCUCAUGAAGGAGCGCGAAUACUCUUUUUACGUGGUGCCUUCGGAAGAUGCUCAUGCUUCUGAAUACACCUCCGAGUCGGACGCCAGAAGAGCUUUUAUAAGUGGCUUUGACGGAUCGGCUGGAUGUGCUGUCAUUGGAUUGAACUCGGCAGCUCUUUUUACUGAUGGCCGUUAUUUUAAUCAAGCUUCUCAACAGCUUGAUGAGAAUUGGACUUUAAUGAAACAGGGGUUUGCUGGUGUUCCUAGUUGGCAGGAUUAUUGUGCUCAGCAAACCAAAGUCACUGAGAAGGUUGGUAUCGAUUCUAGCCUCAUCACUUUCCCUGAUGCUAGAAAAUUACGUGAAUUGCUUUAUGUACAGAAAGGAUCAUACUUAUGUGGUGAUCAUGACAACUUGGUUGACCAAGUUUGGAGUGAAUCUCGUCCUAAGCCUCCUUGUGAAAAACUCUUUGUUCAUGAUCUGAAAUUUGCAGGAAUGGAUGUUUCAGAAAAGCUUAAGCUUUUACGAGAAGCUAUGGCCAAAGCAGGCUUUCAAGCAUUUGUUGUUUCUAUGCUUGAUGAAGUAGCCUGGCUUUAUAAUAUCCGUGGAGCCGAUGUUCCUUAUAAUCCUGUUUUUUAUGCCUACUCUUUUAUCACCAUGGAUAAAGCUUACUUUUACGUAGACGAGGCCAAACUUACUCCCGAAGUAACUGCUCAUCUUAACAAGUACGUUGAGAUUCGACCUUAUUUAGAUAUUUUCAAAGAUGCGAAUGAAUGCUAUUUAAGUCAUGUUGGUGUCUCAACUAAAACUUCUUGGUUAAUAGCUACUUCCUUUGGUGAAAAAACUGUUUAUCCUAUCGUUAGCCCAAUCGCUCAAGCCAAGGGAAUUAAAAAUGACGUUGAGUUGAAGGGGAUGAAAGAUUGCCACGUUCGAGAUGGAGCUGCUUUAGUCGAGUAUUUUGCAUGGCUUGAAGAGUUUCUUCAGUCCGGAGGUAAAAUUAAUGAAUACGAUGCAGCUACAAAGCUUGAAUCAUUCAGAAGGAAGAAUGAACACUUUGUUAACUUAUCGUUUGAAACCAUUAGUUCCACUGGAUCAAACGGAGCUAUCAUUCAUUAUUCUCCCCCUGCAACUGGCAGUGCUAUAAUUGACCCUUCAAAAAUUUACCUUUGUGAUUCAGGUGCUCAAUAUAGAGACGGAACCACUGAUGUAACUAGAACAUGGCAUUUCCGUGAACCUACUGACUUUGAACGUCAAUCGGCUACAUUGGUUUUAAAAGGCCACAUUGCAAUUAUAAAUAUAGUGUUCCCUAAAGGUACUACUGGCUUUCAAAUUGAUUCCUUGGCACGUCAGCAUCUUUGGAAAUGGGGAUUAGACUAUUUGCACGGUACUGGACAUGGUGUAGGUAGUUUCCUUAACGUUCACGAACUUCCUAUUGGUAUUGGCUCCCGUGAUGUAUUUAAUACGGUCAGCUUAGCACCAGGAAUGGUUACUAGUAAUGAACCUGGAUUUUAUGAAGAUGGCCAUUUCGGGUUCCGAGUUGAAAAUUGUGUAUAUGUCACCACAGCUAAUACCAAAUAUCAAUAUGCUGCACGCGAAUAUUACGCUUUGAAGGAUCUAACUUUGGUUCCUCAUUGUAAGAAGCUUAUCGACCCUACUUUACUUUGUAAAGAAGAAAUUGAGUAUGUCAAUAAUUAUCAUGCCCACGUUUACGAUACGUUAAGUCCCAUCUUAUCGAGCUCAGCUAAAUCCUGGUUAGCAAAGGAAACAAGCCCUUUGUAAUAAAUCAGUCCUUCGUUGGGUGAACAAAUAGUACCUUUUUAAGUCGCUAGUCAAUAGUUCUCCUGUGGAAAAUAUAGUGAAAUAAAUGCAAAGUUAUUGUAUUC
Messenger RNA from Schizosaccharomyces cryophilus OY26, 2047 nucleotides. Its product is annotated as aminopeptidase. NCBI's taxonomy places the organism in Eukaryota, Fungi, Ascomycota, Schizosaccharomycetes, Schizosaccharomycetales, Schizosaccharomycetaceae. The transcript is spliced from 3 exons. The record is from RefSeq and is a predicted model, not a curated record. Bases 147 to 1943 code for a protein of 598 amino acids. Gene Ontology annotation, molecular function: metalloaminopeptidase activity.